GAGAGGAUGCUGCUGUCUCCCUGUAGCUGAGUGAUGACUGGGUUUCUGUUUGCUUUGCAUCAUCCUGAGCUGUUUUUUGGUAGUUGGUGGUCAUAUUAGAGAUAAGAGCUGUUUCCUUUGAAUGGCUUUUUGUUUCAGCCUGUGUAGCUCAGGGCCUCCAUGAUUAUCUGACAGACAAAAGCAGUUUUCUCCUUCUUUCUAACGGUGUGUGGAUGUAGGUAGCCGAGGCGUGAGAGCCUCACAUCAUCAUCCAGAACAGUGAAAGCUCAGGCCUCCUACAGUGAUCGGCCAGUUCCACACGUUGUUCUUCGGCUCGGUCCGGAUGUUCUUCCUUGGUGUUCUGGGCUUCGCAGUGUACGGAAACGAGGCUCUGCACUUCAGCUGCGAUCCGGAUCGCCGAGAGCUCAACCUGUUCUGCUACAACCAGUUCAGACCCAUAACACCACAGGUCUUUUGGGCCUUACAGCUGGUAACGGUGCUGGUUCCUGGAGCUUGGUUUCACCUGUAUGCAGCCUGUAAGAGCAUAGACCAAGAGGAAAUUCUUGAACGGCCCAUCUACACUGUCUUCUACAUUAUCUCUGUUCUUUUACGCAUCAUUCUAGAGAUCAUUGCCUUCUGGCUACAGAGCCACAUCUUUGGUUUUCAGGUUCACCCAGUUUACGUCUGUGAUGCCAGCGCUUUGGAAAAGGCCUUCAACGUGACUAAGUGCAUGGUACCAGAACACUUUGAAAAAACCAUCUUCCUUAGUGCAAUGUACACCUUCACUGUGAUCACCAUCCUUCUCUGCAUCGCUGAGAUAUUUGAGAUACUGUGCCGACGGAUUGGUUUUCUCAACAAUUAGUGACAAAACAACCCAUGCACAAAUACAGUGAGUGAAAGUAUCUAUAUACUUUCCUGUCAAGAACUUUGCUAUGGGGACUUUCAUGAAGCAGAAAGUCAAUGUUAGAGCGAGGGGUCACAGGUGGUGCAACGUCAUUGUGCAGCGCCAAGAGCUCUAACAAGCUGUAAAAAUGUCACAGCUGGCCAGAAACAACUGUACUUUUGGUGUUUUGUUAAGUGUAGAGUGAUCAUUCAUUAUUGUAUUUUAGAACAGAGAGGAUUCUUUAGCGACUGGGUUAAAAUCUGUUACAUGAGUGGACCAGAUGGUCAGAGCAUACCAGUUUCAUAGAGCUCUUAGGUCAUUGACAAUUCUCAAACCUGAUUGUUUCAAUACCUAAGAAUCUAUAAUAAUAAGAGUUCCUCUGAAAUAUAAAGAAAUAUUAUAGGGAUGAACUUAACAUCUAAUACCUUUUAAUGCGAUAAAAGCUUAGAAAACGUAGGCCUUUUCCUUCCUCCAAUUUAUUCCCUUUAUAUAAGGUCAGCAGUAAGAGCACUAUCCAGGGUGCGAUACUAUGAUCUAACAGGACACGUUCAGAUAGAAGUCUAUUAUCUAAGACCAUGGGAAUAUCAUUAGUGACUUUUACCAGAGCUGUUUUAGUGCUAUGAUGAACCUUCAAACCUGACCAAAAAAAA
This is a messenger RNA of Cyprinodon tularosa, 1512 nucleotides long. RefSeq names its product gap junction protein epsilon 1 (gene gje1a). The transcript is spliced from 4 exons. Gene Ontology annotation, cellular component: connexin complex. The record is from RefSeq and is a predicted model, not a curated record. The coding region runs from base 323 to 841 and encodes 172 amino acids. Gene Ontology annotation, biological process: cell communication. Lineage: Eukaryota; Metazoa; Chordata; Actinopteri; Cyprinodontiformes; Cyprinodontidae.